Messenger RNA from Somion occarium, 2530 nucleotides. The record is from the annotation of a GenBank genome assembly. Lineage: Eukaryota; Fungi; Basidiomycota; Agaricomycetes; Polyporales; Cerrenaceae.
AGAGAUGAGUCCGCACAUACCCCGUGAUCUUCUUUUGCAAUAUCGGGCAAUGCCCACGCGUGAAGAACAAUACAUAUAUACUUUGGGGUACACUCGUUCCACCGUUCGGCCCUUGCAUGAGACCUAUCCGUUUCAUUAUCCCUUGACUGGCGUCCAUUAAUUACAGCAGGUCUGUCCGUAAGAUUCGUAUUGCAGUAGAACAUGUCGCCGCUCUACUAUGCGAUAGUCAUUGUCGCACUUUGCGUCAUUAUCUAUCGCUCAAGGGAUCGUGGUCGAUAUCCUCCUUCACCUCCGAAGCAUUGGCUUCUCGGAAACCUUCUUGAUAUGCCCCGUACUGUGGACUGGGACAAGCUUCUCGCAUGGAGAAACAAAUAUGGCGGAAUGACUUAUCUGAGCGCAUUCGGGCGGUCUGUACUGGUUUUGAACACUGCCGAAGUAAUCAAGGACCUUCUAGAUAAGCGUGCGAAGAAUUAUUCUCACCGCCCACAUACGGUGAUGGCUGGCGAGUUAUUUGGUCUUGAUAAGACUUUAGUGUUCUACGAUUACAACGACAGAUAUCGAGUCAUUCGUAGGCUAACUCAACAGGUAUUAAGUCCGGAAGCAUCGAGAAAGUAUCAAGACCUGCAGCUCGAUGUCAUCAAACUGUUGCUAGAUCGCCUGCGAGUUGACCCUGACGAUUUCAGGGAACAAUGUCGACUCGCUGCGAGUCGUAUGAUUCUAACGAUCACAUAUGGUUUAGACAUUAAGACAGCAGAUUCCGAGUACAUUGUCGCCGCGCAACACACAAUGGAUACAAUGACCGAGGCUGCCAUGCCUGGAGCCUAUGUCGUUGACUUGAUACCCAUCCUAAAACAUCUUCCUCGAUGGUUCCCGUUCACUACGUUUCAUCAAAUUGGCGACUACGGUCGAAAGCUCAUCACUGACCUUAUUACCCGGCCAUAUGAGCAUGUCGAGAGGUGUUUGGCUGCUGGCAAUGCACCGCAGUCUUUUGUCUCCGAUCUCCUUAGUGAGCCUGAAACGUUGGAAAAACAUGGAAAACAUAGUGAGGAUUUGAUCGAGGACAUUAAGUGGACAGCUGGGGCAUUAUUUGCAGCUGGUGUAGAAACAUCAUUUACUACGAUGCUUAUAUUCUUCUUACUUAUGGCUUUACACCCGGAUGUACAAGCAAAGGCACGGCAGGAAAUAGACUCCGUUACCGGUGGUAACAGGGUUGCAAGCUUAGAAGAUCGCCCCAACCUGCCAUAUCUUCAGGCCUUGCUUCGAGAAGUGGCAAGAUGGCACGUCGUGGUUCCUACCAGUCUUCCACGUCGCACUGGAGAAGAUGAUAUUUAUAAUGGUUUCAACAUCCCUGCAAAUACUAUCAUUGUUCCAAACAUCUGGGCUCUAUCCCAGGACGUCGAUGACCCUAAGUGCUUCAAUCCUGACCGCUUUUUGGAUUCUGGUAAUGCACAAAACCCAUAUGAGUACAUUUAUGGGUUCGGAAGACGCAUCUGUCCCGGAAGACAUGUUGCCGACAACUUCCUUUUUCUAUUCGCGGCCAAUACGCUUUCAUUCUUCAACGUUAGUUCACCAGAUAGACCGAUAAAAGGCCUCAAAAUGCCUUCAGAUUUGGCAUUCACUCCGACGCUUGUCAGUUGUCCAGAACCGUUUGCAUGCAAGAUUGAACCGAGAUCGGCAGCACACGCUGAGACCAUUGCCUCUAUUGUAAUGGAAUAACGUGCCUGGCUGGUUGUUUGGAAGUCAUUCUGUCUUGAGCAUUCAAAGUUGUCGCUGAUGGACUAACUGCGAUCUCAAAGGAAGAACUAUACGAUCUGUCGGUGGUUCUUCAUGUAUACAUGUCCAGUGACUCAUCCAUCGCAAACCGACCAAUCAUAAUCUUUGCGAAGAGCUUGGAAGCUUACGUCGACUUGUUUAACUCCUUCGACGAUAGCCAUUAAUUUAUCAUUACACCUUUGCGCCUUUGGUGAAGAAGUUCGCAACGUCCUCAUGAUCGUGCCAAAGACGCCUGCCCAUCCAAUCGAUCCGAGAGGUCACUGGUGCAAUCACCCUUCUCUUUCACCUGUCUUCCACAAAGUGGACAAUGGAUGAUUCAUUCAGAGAACAUCACACCCUGACUCGAAGGUAUACGCCCUGCUCCUUGCAGUAGCCAAUGAUGCGCUUGGCGUCGCAGGUGGACUCAACAUUCAACUUCAAUUGCAGACUCUACGCCCAUCAUUAAUUCUCAAAUUCUACUUGCAGCAGGGUGACUUAAGAGUUUCACGAUGAGAUCAAAGCGACUGAGUCACCCGAAAGUGAUGAGUGCGACGUGGACUCAUUAGCGUCUCCUUCUGUAACGUGCUUUCGGGUGUUCAUUCGCACAUUUCAUCAUAGCUGUCAUGUUUACGGUUUAAUCUUGCAGGCCGCCCUAAGUUCUGUGGAAUCCGAGUACUAUCAUUUCGGGGGAGUUCGAAGCGGAUUCAUAAAAGCGCAUCCUGUACUUGAACAAGGCCACUUUAGAGCAGAAUUUUUAUAUGAAUUGAUGCAUUGAAGU